Coniophora puteana RWD-64-598 SS2 is the source of this 2026-nucleotide messenger RNA. RefSeq lists its product as uncharacterized. The transcript is spliced from 12 exons. Bases 54 to 1892 code for a protein of 612 amino acids. The record is from RefSeq and is a predicted model, not a curated record. Lineage: Eukaryota; Fungi; Basidiomycota; Agaricomycetes; Boletales; Coniophoraceae. Gene Ontology annotation, molecular function: FAD binding.
UCUCUCUCUCGAUCUCUUCUGCAUCUCUACAACCACCACCAUCACCAUCACCUAUGCCUGCCACGCUCACUACGCAGUCCGAGGUAGACGUCCUCAUCAUCGGCGCUGGCCCUGCUGGGCUCAUGACCGCCAACGCUCUCGCGAACGCGAGAGUGAACGUCAGGAUCAUCGAUAAACGGGCGGCCCAGGUCACUGCCGGGCAGGCUGAUGGGAUUUCCCCGCGCACGAUUGAGGUCUUCCAGAGCUACGGUAUCGGCGAGCGCCUUCUGAGGGAGGGAUGCCAAGUGCAUCUGGCUGCAUUCUACAACCCGGGCCCCAACGGUGGUAUCAUUCGCACCGGUCGUGCCCCUGAUGUGACUGCGCCGACGGCACGUUACCCGUUCGAGCUCGCGCUGCACCAAGCCGGCAUUGAGUCGAUCUUUUUGGAUUCGAUGAAGAACCUUGGCGUUGAGGUGGAAAGAUCGACAGUGCCAACUAAGAUUGAGCUGUCUUCAGAUGAAGCGCUUCUCAAUGACCCUCAGUCUUAUCCCGUUCGAGUGACGCUGGACCAUCUGGAAACAACGGAAGGACCAACGACGGAGGUCGUGAAAGCCAAGUAUGUCCUCGGUGCAGACGGCGCGCAUUCGUGGGUGCGCAGAGCGUUCGAUAUCAGCAUGGACGGCGAGCAGUCUGACUUCAUCUGGGGUGUGCUCGACAUGGUUCCCGACACGGACUUCCCCGAUAUCAGAAACAAGGCGCUCAUUCACUCCAACAACGGCUCGUGUCUGUUGGUCCCGCGGGAGGAGGACCGCAUCCGGAUAUACAUGCAGCUCUCGGACAAGCAGGUGCUCAACCCGGAGACGGGGCGGGUGGACAAGGACCGGAUGGGUCCGCCGCAGCUGCUUGAGGUGGCGCAGAAGUCGCUGCACCCGUUCAAGCUCGAACCGUUGAACGAGAUCAACUGGUGGACGUUGUACAUCAUCGGACAGCGUGUCGCCUCCAAGUAUUCCAUCAACAACCGCGUGUUCAUCGCCGGCGAUGCUUGCCACACUCACUCGCCCAAAGCGGGCCAGGGAAUGAACGCCAGUAUGAACGAUGCGCACAACCUCGCCUGGAAACUCGCUUUUGUCCUGCGUGGCUGGUCAGGCAUGGAGCUUCUGUCUACGUACGAGUCCGAGCGGCGCAAGUACGCACAGGACCUCAUCGCAUUCGACAAGCAGUUCUCCACCAUGUUCUCGGGCAAGCCAAAAACCGAGCAAGACCUGGACGGCGUGAGCCACGAAGAAUUCAUGGGCGCCUUCCAGACCUUCGGCGGCUUCACGAGCGGCAUCGGCGUGCACUACAGCCCCUCGGUGGCCGUGAAGAACACGCACCAGGCGCUCGCGAGCAAGCUCGUCAUCGGCGAGCGCGUCCCGCCGCAGGUGUUCGUCCGCGCAGCGGACGCGUGGCCGUUCGAGCUCCAGGACCUGCUUCCCUCCGACUUCAAGUUCAAGCUGCUUGUGUUCACGGGCGACCACAACGUGCCCGCGCAGCAGGCGCGGGUGAGGGCCUUCGCCGAGGGCCUCGAGAAGCCCGGGAGCUUCUACACUAGGUAUGCGCCGCCCGGUACGGGCGGGAAGGGGGCGGUGGUCCAGAACAGGUUUGAGGUUAUUACGAUUUGGGACGGGAAGAAGGAGGAGGUGAAUUACCUUGAUAUUCCUGCUGUGCUGCGGCCACACUGGACAAAUGUUUUGAUCGACGAUGUCGACUGCACGGGCAAGAUGGGCGGCAACGGUUACGACUACUUCGGUAUCAGUCCAGAUGGCGCUGUUGUCGUCGUUCGUCCGGAUGGCUACGUUGGAACUAUUGCACCUCUGUACGCCAUUGACGGGAUCGAGGGCUAUUUCGCUGCGUUCAUGCAGGCCUCCGCAUAAAGCUUACGCAUUCCCACAUAGCUAGAGCACGAAUACGUAGAAUUUUCUUGGGUUGUCUGUUGUGACAAGCCAUGUACAAAGCAUCGACAUGUAACAUACUUUCAUUCGUUAAGAACUUUGUGGAUCUAUCUAAC